Messenger RNA from Mycotypha africana, 1503 nucleotides. Its product is annotated as Phosphomethylpyrimidine kinase-domain-containing protein. The record is from RefSeq and is a predicted model, not a curated record. Gene Ontology annotation, molecular function: phosphomethylpyrimidine kinase activity; hydroxymethylpyrimidine kinase activity. The transcript is spliced from 6 exons. The coding region runs from base 1 to 1503 and encodes 500 amino acids. Gene Ontology annotation, biological process: thiamine biosynthetic process. Gene Ontology annotation, cellular component: cytosol. Lineage: Eukaryota; Fungi; Mucoromycota; Mucoromycetes; Mucorales; Mycotyphaceae.
AUGACUCCACCGAGAGUAAUGACAAUAGCUGGUAGUGACAGCGGAGGUGGAGCAGGUAUUCAAGCAGAUAUCAAAACGCUCACCUCACUUCACGUCUAUGCGACUUCAGCCAUAACCUCUGUCACAGCACAAAACACAAAGGGAGUGACAGGCAUUCACGAUAUGCCACCUGAAUUUGUGAGCCAACAGAUUUCAGCUAUUCUCAGUGAUAUCGGUACCGAUGCCAUCAAAAUCGGCAUGCUCUCCUCCGUUCACAUUGUUAAGGAAGUAGCUUCCGUCCUCAAGAAGUUCCCCGAGCAUAGCAAACAAAUCGUUGUCGAUCCUGUCAUGGUAGCUACAAGUGGUUCACGACUUUUGGCCGCUGAAGCUACUGAAGCUUUAAUCAAAGAUAUUUUGCCAAUGACCUACAUUUUGACACCUAAUGUACCGGAGGCGGAAGUGCUUUUGGGUAUGAGUCCUGGAACUAUCAAGUCUACCGAGGAUAUGCACACUUGUGCUAAGAAGAUUGCUGCUAUGGGUCCCAAGUUUGUUUUACUGAAAGGAGGUCAUUUGCCUCUCAAAGUGGAUGGCGAUAAGCUUCAAGUCAUAGAUAUUGUGUACAAUUCGAUGAAUGAAAGUUAUCACGAGAUACCGAGUGACUACAUACAGACGAAGAAUACUCAUGGUACCGGUUGUACUCUAUCUGCUGCUUUAGCGGGUGAACUAGCCAAAGGAGCACAAGUGGAACAAGCUUGCGAAAAUGCGAUCCAUUAUGUCAAGAUGGCCAUUUCUCAGGGUUUGGGUGACAUGGGUCAAGGUAAUGGCCCUAUCAAUCACUUUCAUCCUCUACGUUGGUCACCUUACAAUGGCAAGCCUUUGAUUCAAGCCAUUAAGGAUAGAAUGCCUGAAGGUGUCUGGAGCGAUUUCAUUGAUCAUCCAUUUGUUCGUGGAAUUGCUGAUGGUACACUUCCUCUCGAAUCUUUUACUUAUUAUCUCAAGCAAGAUUAUCUUUAUCUCCAGCAUUACGCACGUGCUGCUUCUCUUGCUGCCUAUAAGUGCGGAACUAUGGAUGCCAUCAAAAGAAACGCAGCCGUUGUUAUGCAUAUCACUGAGGAAUCCGAAAAUCACAUAAAGUACUGCGCCAGAUAUGGAAUCUCGAGAGAAGAUAUUUUAAGCACACCAGAAAGUGUCUUCAAUUCCGCCUACACGAGAUUCGUAUUAGAUAAAGGUGCUGCCGGUGAUAUUUUAGAUUUAAAGAUGGCUAUGGCGCCCUGUCUAAUAGGAUAUGGUGACAUUGGUCUCAAGCUAUAUAAUGACCCUGCAACCAAGAGAGAAGGCAAUCCUUAUUGGGAGUGGAUUUGCCAGUAUGCUGCCGACGAUUAUCAAAAUGCCGAACAUGGGGCGUCACCUGCCCGCUACAAUGAACUCUGUAAAACUUUUGAGCAAGCCACACGUUUAGAAAUUAUGUUUUGGGAAAAUGGGAUUACGUCUGUGUUAAGCAAAAUACAUGAGAUCAGCCAUUGA